Dovyalis caffra is the source of this 276-nucleotide messenger RNA. The record is from the annotation of a GenBank genome assembly. NCBI's taxonomy places the organism in Eukaryota, Viridiplantae, Streptophyta, Magnoliopsida, Malpighiales, Salicaceae.
AUGAAAACAAAAAAAAUAUUUAGAGAUCAACCCAAGAACUCUGAGUGGUUUCGGGGUGUGGAAAUCGGAGGUGGGAGCGAGGUUUUGAGAGAAUUGCAGCAGGUUACAAGUUUGAGUGAAGGAGAUGCUGGUGUUGGCUUGAUAGCUACAAAGGGUAGUGGAAGGGUAGCUAUUGGUGGCAGAGGAGCUAUUCUUUGGCUGGGUGGUGGAGCAUACUGUGGUGCGGCAGGUUAUGGUGGUGAUGGGUGGCUGAUGGUUAGCAUCGGGCUAUCAUAG